Messenger RNA from Notolabrus celidotus (New Zealand spotty), 2738 nucleotides. RefSeq names its product WD repeat domain 1 (gene wdr1). Bases 127 to 1947 code for a protein of 606 amino acids. Gene Ontology annotation, molecular function: actin filament binding. Lineage: Eukaryota; Metazoa; Chordata; Actinopteri; Labriformes; Labridae. Gene Ontology annotation, cellular component: cortical actin cytoskeleton. The transcript is spliced from 15 exons. The record is from RefSeq and is a predicted model, not a curated record. Gene Ontology annotation, biological process: locomotion; actin filament depolymerization; sarcomere organization.
GCACAGAAGGAGCUGCACCCGCUUCCGUGUUUGUGUGAUCAGGGAGUGCACAGCCAGGGAGGUUCACUGUCUCCACUACUUCAUUCAUUUAGAAGAGUAACGCUUAGCCAGUGACCAGCAGGGAAAAUGUCGUGUGAUCUGAAGCAUGUAUUCGCCAGCCUCCCACAGAUGGAGAGGGGAACUUCAAAAGUGAUUGGCGGUGAUCCCAAAGGAAACAACUUCCUGUAUACCAAUGGGAAGUGUGUCAUCAUCAGGAACAUUGAUAACCCAGCUAUAGCAGAUAUUUACACGGAACAUGCACAUAACGUUAACGUUGCCAAGUACUCCCCCAGUGGAUUCUACAUCGCAUCUGGAGAUGUGUCUGGAAAGCUCCGUAUCUGGGACACCACCCAGAAGGAGCACCUGCUCAAGAACGAGUUCACCCCUUUCUCAGGCCCAAUCAAGGACAUUGCAUGGACAUCAGAUAACCAGAGGAUUGCCUUAGUUGGAGAAGGGCGAGAGAAGUUUGGGGCAGCAAUCCUUUGGGAUACUGGCUCCUCAGUCGGGGAAAUUUCAGGCCACUCUAAAUUAAUCAACAGUGUGGACAUAAAGCAGAGCCGCCCUUUCCGCCUGGCCACUGGCAGUGAUGACACCACAGGCUCCUUCUAUGAGGGGCCUCCUUUCAAGUUUAAAAACACAAAACAUGACCACAACCAGUUUGUCAACUGUGUUCGUUUCUCCCCUGAUGGAGCGCACUUCGUCACGGCUGGAGCUGAUGGCAAGAUGUUUAUGUACGAAGGAAAGACUGGGGAAUUCAUCAGCGCACUGGGUGGAGAAAAGGCCCACAAAGGAGGAAUUUAUGCAAUCUGCUGGAGCCCUGACAGCUCCCAACUCAUCUCUGCCUCAGGGGACAAGACGGUGAAACUCUGGGAUGUGGGUGCAGGUACGGCUGUCACCACCUUCAACAUGGGCUCCGAUGUGACAGACCAGCAGCUGGGCUGCCUGUGGCAGAAGGACCACCUUCUCGGCAUUUCCUUGUCAGGAUACAUCAACUACCUGGACAAGAACAACCCUGACCGGCCCAUACGUGUUAUUAAGGGUCACAGCAAAUCCAUCCAGUGUCUGACGGUUCACAAAAGUGAGGGACGACCAUACAUCUACUCUGGCAGUAAUGAUGGACAUGUCAAUUACUGGGAUGCACAUACUGGUGAGAACAACUGCUUCAGCGGAAAAGGCCACAGCAACCUGGUGAGCAAGAUGGCUUUUAACGAAGCAGAGGAGCUGGUGACCUGCAGCAUGGACGAUACCCUGCGCUACACCAACCUCAGCAAGAAGGAGUACUGUGCCCCUGAUGUAGUGAAGAUGGAUUUCCAGCCUAGAAGCGUGUCAGUAGCAGCAGAAAGACUGUCACUGGCUGUGUGCAUUGGCCAGGUUGUCCUGCUGAAGGAUAAGAAGAAAGUCUUCACAUUGGACAACAUGAGCUAUGAAGCAGAGGUCGGAGUCAUACACCCUGGGGGCAUCACUGCUGCAGUAGGGGGAAAAGAUGGGAAAAUCUAUCUGUACUCGGUUCAGGGCAACACUCUCAAGGACGAGGGGAAAACCUUGGAUGUUAAAGGGGCGGUCACAGACAUGGCCUACUCAAAUGAUGGGGCCUAUCUGGCUGUGAUAGAUGAGAAAAAGGUUGCCACAGUUUUUAAUGUGGCUGACGGUUACUCAGUCAAAAAUGAGUUCUACGGACACCAUGCCAAACCAGUGAGCUUGGCCUGGUCACCUGACAAUGAGCACUUUGCCACCGGAGGGAUGGACAUGAUGGUGUAUGUUUGGACCCUCAGUAAUCCAGACAAAAGGAUUAAGCACCCAGAUGCUCACCGGUUGCACCACGUGAGCGGUCUGGCCUGGGUAGAUGAGCACACUCUAGUCACCACCUCCCAUGAUGCCAGCAUUAAGCAGUGGACUAUUAAAUUCUGAGCUGCGCGCAGACGGAGAUCCAUAUCUCCAGGGACAAGGACUACUAUAGAAAUCAACCCUUCUUUUUUUUAACUGUUUUUCACUGUCUAGCAGUGGUCUAUGCUGUUGUAAACAUCGGAAAUGUUAAUGGUUAUUAUGGCUGGGAAAUGCUCUCAGAAAAAUGAUUGAAGAUAUGUCUCUCUGAUGCGAAUAACCUCAACUUACACAGAAACAAAGUGUUGGAGUAAACAAUAUAACCAUGAGUGCUUUUACAUCUCUUUUUGAGCGUUUUGGACCCAGAAAUUAUUUGUUAGCUCAACAUUCCAUAAGUAAUAGUUUUCAAUGCGUUUAACCUGAAACCUUUGUCUGGGGUUGGGCUCAGUACAUCUUAACCUACAGAUGAACCAAAAGCAAAUAGUUUUUUUAAAUCAACAAAAUAGUGUUUGAAAAAGAUUAAGCCUUUUGGUUACAUUUCUGAAAUGAGAAGUAACUGGUCCUUACUGCAGCUGCCUGUUCUGUUUAUUUCAAGUUUUUUUUAUAAAGAGUGGGUAUUUUUGCUUUUUGCUUUGUCUAAGGUGUCAUAAAUUGUGUGAUUGACUCACUGGGGAGCAAUAAUAGGAACAGAAAGAAGUUUGUGUACAAUCAGGAUGUGGUGUGUUCAUUGGAAGGUCUUGUGUUGUUGCUGUGUCUUUGUUUCGGCCCACUGUGCUUGUCUCACCUUUUUUUUUCUUAAUGUCAUUAUGCAUCCACUUCCAAACUGGAGGUGAUUCAUUAAUAAUAAUAAAAACACUUUUUAUGCAUUUUCCCUUUCA